Molecule: messenger RNA, 126 nt
Organism: Phytophthora nicotianae INRA-310
Lineage: Eukaryota; Oomycota; Peronosporomycetes; Peronosporales; Peronosporaceae
Exons: 1
Coding region: 1-126 (41 amino acids)
Source: RefSeq, a predicted model, not a curated record
AUGGGGACUCGGUCGUCCUUCUCUGCUCGAGUUGCCCCCACCCAAUCGUCAAAUGCAGAAAUCCGACUGAAUGGGUCGGCCUCUAAGGUCAGAAGGCCUCGAACAAACUGCGCCGAGCAGGAAUAG